AUGCCGAUUGGUGAGAAGAAGUCUUACGACAUCUUCUCGCUAAACGGCAUGUGCAAUGCUGAUUUUCAUCGAACUGAACACCAAAGGUUGAAGUUGCUCGAAGACAAACGAGACAAUGAAGCAGUGACACCAGUGAAGGAUGUCCGAACUCCAGAUGACCUUGAGAUCGACAAUAUUCUGAACAGCUCGGUGGACAAUGAAGGAGGGGAAGAAAAUGACAACUUCAUCAACGACUCUCCGAAUACAACAUCAUCGGGAGAAGACCAUCUUCAGGAGGACACGAAACAGUAUUGGCUCCUCCCACUCGCUGUGGCCACUUCGUUCAUUCUGGCCCUUGGAGUGUAUUCAGUUCACCUGAAUAGACAACUUACUAAAACAGAGGACGAAUUGGCCCUUGCGUACAGGGAUAUCGGAAGAAUGAAAAGGGAGAGGAAAAUUAUGAAGAUGUGCUUCGAAAAGAAGAGAAAGUCGUGUGAAAGCAUUCUUCGAAAAAUGGAUUUAAUCAAGCAUGGAGAAGUUAUUGAGAAGGCUGAAGUUGCGAAUCUCAAAAACAUGAUGGGUCAACUGAAAAUGGGUCUAGUGAUGCCAGAAGCUGAUGGGAUUGUAGGAGAGCAGAGACAGGAUGUUGUUGGAAACAAAAUUAAAAAGCUUUUCAACGUUCUAUCAAUCAUCCUAGUGUUUGUUGCUACUGUGGUUGUUGCUGUGAAACAGUUCAACAACAUCCCUCUUCACAAGAACCGGCUGGAUCAAAUUGUUAUCCCAUGCGCGUCGAUCGGGUUCUCAAGCUUCUGUGGUGCAUGCUGUGAUUUCUACAGCUUCAUCUACAAGAGACGCCCUUGGAUCCGCGCCUUCGUCCUCUUCUUCUUCUCCUCACUAAUGUUUGGAACAUUCCUUCUCGAAAACGGCGAAUCGAAGACACUUCUUCAAUGUCUGCUGCUAGGAUUGGUCUUCUGCGACGAGACAGCAUCCCAACUGAGGAAUUUCAAUCCGGCAAAAUAUUUUGGAGCUGGAUCUCUAUUCGUUGCUAUCCUUUUUGUCUGGACUUAUCGCAACGCAUAUGAGAUUUCUAUCCCAGAACUGUAUUUCGAUGCAAUUUUCCUCUUCGCUCCACUAUUGAUGUUCAUCUACAGCCUAAUCCAGCUCAGAUGGAAGCCGAGACCCCAACAAAAUAUCUAA
Molecule: messenger RNA, 1176 nt
Organism: Caenorhabditis remanei
Lineage: Eukaryota; Metazoa; Nematoda; Chromadorea; Rhabditida; Rhabditidae
Exons: 6
Coding region: 1-1176 (391 amino acids)
Source: RefSeq, a predicted model, not a curated record